AUGGCCAACCCAACGACAUGGGCGCAACAGGUCCCCCAUCAUGUCACGGCGCUCCUCUCCCACCUCACCUCCCGCCCGGGGGUGCAAUCCACCCUGAUCUUGUCCCGCAAGGACGGCUCGAUUAUCCAAAGCACAGGGCUGCUCGCACCGCCAUCAGCCGAGGAAGCCAGAAGCUCUCGCGCUGCCCAAGCCUCCCCGUCCACUGUUUCUGACCCAAAUCCACUCGCCUCCGCGUCCUCUUCCGACUCGUCCCCUGCCUCCCCCACGCCCGCCACACCAACACCCUCAUAUCAGCCCUCCCAAGCCGAGGCACUCGCAGCUCACAUCUCGGCCUUUGUCUCGAGUGCCUCUGCCCUGGGUCUGUCCCUGUCGCGCCCGGCCGUCCAGUCCACUGGGGACGGCCAGGACCCCUCCGCUGGGUGGGACGCUGGCCAUGAGAGUUAUGGAAAUGGAACUAUCACGCCCCGCGAGGAGGAUAGAGAUGCUGACGUCGACUGCGACGAGGACGACGAGGUGAAGCUGCUCCGGAUGCGCACGCGGAAACACGAGAUUGUCAUCGUGCCCGAUCGGAAGUAUUUGCUUUGCGUUGUGCAUGAUGCUACGCCGUCUAGUGCUGGGCCGGGUGCAGCGGCCACACGCUCCUCGCGGUGA
Penicillium alfredii is the source of this 651-nucleotide messenger RNA. RefSeq lists its product as uncharacterized. The transcript has 2 exons. NCBI's taxonomy places the organism in Eukaryota, Fungi, Ascomycota, Eurotiomycetes, Eurotiales, Aspergillaceae. Gene Ontology annotation, molecular function: dynein intermediate chain binding. Gene Ontology annotation, biological process: microtubule-based movement. The coding region runs from base 1 to 651 and encodes 216 amino acids. The record is from RefSeq and is a predicted model, not a curated record. Gene Ontology annotation, cellular component: cytoplasm; cytoplasmic dynein complex.